Molecule: messenger RNA, 3555 nt
Organism: Paramormyrops kingsleyae
Lineage: Eukaryota; Metazoa; Chordata; Actinopteri; Osteoglossiformes; Mormyridae
Product: ankyrin repeat and SAM domain-containing protein 6
Biological process (GO): innate immune response
Cellular component (GO): cytoplasm
Molecular function (GO): protein binding
Source: RefSeq, a predicted model, not a curated record
UCACGCAUGCGCCUGCACUUUGAGGGAGCAGAUUUCGGAGAUGCAUGGAUAUUUAGCUAUGUACGCCGGCUGGGAUUUAUUUUCUUAGACACUAGAAUAAAAGAAAUACACGACAUUUAUUGAUCUACUUUAUAUGUUGGUCAGAGAUGCGUGGUAGGUGACGUAUAGUGCGUUAUAUUGGGGUGAUCUAGAAACUUACAAAAGUUUUAGAAAGCAAUGCCUCUUUAUUAUGGGACGAUGGAAACCGCUGGAUAGAGAGGAGUGCGGCCGAGCCUUGAGAUCGCACGGCGAUGAGUUACGGUGUGCCGGCCAGCUCGCUGCUGCUCUUCCGUGCCUGCGAUGAAGGCGACUACGAUGCGGCCCGGAAGAUCCUGGAGCCCGGUGCUGGCGAGUCCGGCCGGCUGCGGACGGACGCGGGCUCCGAGUGCGACCCGGGCGUCUCCCGAUCCCUGGCGCUGCCGGUGCCCGUGGAUUGCACGGACGAGGAGGGCAACACGGCGCUGCAGUUCGCCGCGGCCAGCGGACAUGAGGUGCUGGUCCGCUUCCUGCUGCGGAAGGGCGCCUCGGUGGAUAGCCACAAUCACUACGGGUGGACGCCGCUCAUGCAGGCUGCGAGAUUUGGGCAUUUAAACGUUGCCCACAUCCUGCUGGAAAACGGAGCGGAGAUCAACAGUAAGAACAGGAUGGGGGCCAGUCUGCUGACAAUGGCCGCCAGGGGGGGCCGUACCAACAUGGUCAAACUGUUGAUGGAGAGCGGGGCCUUUGUUGAUGACUAUGACCACCUGGAAAUGCCCGAGGGCAACGGCAACAACAAUAACAAUGGCAGCAGCGGGCGGGAGCCUCUGGACAUUACGGCACUGAUGGUGGCAGCCCAGCACGGGUUUGAGUCCACCGUGCGGCUGCUGUUGGAGUGGGGCGCCGAUGCCAACGUGAGCCUGAGGACCACAGGCUGGAGCUCCCUCAUGCUGGCCGUGCUCAGCGGGAAGGUGGGGGUAGCCCAGCAGCUCGUGGAGCGUGGUGCAGAUCCAGACCACCUCAACGUGCUCUCCAAAACCGCCUUCGAAAUCGCCCUCCAGCUCCAGCAGAAGGACGUGAAGAGCUACCUGGACUUGGUCACCACCGUGCGGCCGCAGUCAGCUGAUGAGAAGAAGAGGCCAGAUGUAUUCAGCGCCUUAAAAUUAGGGAGCUCCCAGCUGGUGAGGGAGAUCUUGGAAGAGGACCCGGCCCAGGUGAACUCUGCCAACGCGGACGGCGCCUCCCCGCUUAUGAUCGCAGCGGUCAGCGGGCAACUGGGGGUGGUGCAGCUGCUGGUGGAGAAGAACGGCGACAUGAACAAGCAGGACAGUGUCCACGGCUGGACUGCCCUCAUGCAGGCCACCUAUCACGGGAACAAAGAUGUUGUGAAGUAUCUACUGAACCAGGGAGCAGACGUCAAUCUUCGAGCCAAAAACGGAUACACUGCUUUUGAUCUCGUCAUGCUGCUGAAUGACCCAGAUACGGAGCUGGUGAGACUGUUGGCCUCUGUCUGCAUGCAGGUGGACAAAGACAAGGGCCGGCAGAAGACGAGGUCGUCCGUCGCGCGAUCCCGCAGCCGGCAGAGCCUGAAUGUGCCUUUCCCACCUGACGACAAGGGGGGCUUAAAGUCCUGGUGGAGCCGCAUGUCCAACCGCUUCCGGAGGUUGAAGCUGACCAGGACCCUGCGGCACGGUCUGUCCACCAAUCGACUGGCCCCAUUCCCAGGCGGCACAGAUACCCCAGAUAGCUUGGAGUCGACCAUGAGGGCGGACCGGCGGAGCAGCGGCCCGUGCGGAACAGAAACACGACCCCCCAGCCUGGGGAGCAUCGACCUCGGUACGGCGUGGACCUCCAAGAGUAAGGACAGCGGGCUUGGCAGAAGCAGCACAGAGAAGGAGGACUCUCUCAUAACCACCAUGCUCCGAAACGGUGCCCCGUUGACGAGGCUCCCCAGUGACAAGCUGAAGGCAGUGAUCCCACCCUUCCUGCCGCCGUCCAGCUUCGAGCCGUGGAACUCGGACCGCUCCCGUACCCCCAAGGAAGGCAAGGCAGAGUCGGGGGGGCGGCUUCCCAUGCCACAGAGGCCCAGCAAAGGCAACUUCAACAGCAGCGGCAGCUCCGACAUCACAUCCGUCAGUCGUGCAGUGACGAGGUCCAUCAAGUUCCCCAGCAUCACAAAGGGCCCCGCGUCUCCCUCGAACUCGGGGAACUUCAGCUACUCCCCACACUCCUCAGGGGGGUCCAACGGUGUGGCAGGUGUAAGCCGGCAUGGCGCCGACCCUCACAACCGCUCUGGGGGCAGCACAGACAACGUCCUAUCCCAGAUUGUAGCCCAAAGGAAGAAGGCCGCCGGCUUGCUUGAACAGAAGCCUCCCGCGAUGGAGACGCCGACCCCUCCCGCGCCUGACGUCACCCUCCCUGACAUUCACAGCACCCGCAGCCUGGUGGCCAGUGACGUUCACACUAGGAGGAAGAUAGACCUGAAGAAAAGGCCCCAGUCUGGGAACUCCUCUACCUCAAAGAGCACCUCCCCUACCCUGACUCCCUCCCCAUCCCCGACCCCCAAGCUCCCAGCCGGGGAUUCCUUAUCCUCCACCUCUUCACAUCCCCGGUCUAAGAGCAGCGGCGGUUCCAGCAGUGGCACUAUCACCGAUGAGGAUGAACUGUCAAGCAUUCUGAAAAAACUCUCCCUGGAAAAAUACCAGCCAAUUUUUGAAGAACAAGAGGUGGAUAUGGAGGCGUUCCUCACACUGACCGAUGGGGACUUAAAGGAGCUGGGAAUUAAAACGGACGGGCCCCGGCAGCAGAUCCUGGCCGCCAUUUCGGAGCUGAACGCCGGAAAGGGCAGAGAGAGGCAGAUCCUACAGGAAACCAUCCACAACUUCCAGUCCUCGUUUGGGAGCAGCGCUAGCAAUCCGCGCCCUCCUGGAUACCCACGUUCACCAGCAGGCUGGGUGAGACAGCAGGUGCGCACCACAAACAAGAGGUAGUGAAGGCCGGUCACCGAGGGAAAGCUGUCGGAAAACCCCAGUAACGGGAGACUGAGCGCCUGGAGGCGGGAAAGAGGCGAUGCUCCUGAACGCCGGUAUAUCGGCGACCGGCGUGGCGAUGCCCGAAAACUCUGCAGCCCAGACGCCGACACCCGCAGAGCGCAUCACCGAUGUGCUGCACACGCCUUUACCGCGGUCCUCCGAUGCCGUCCUGGGGAAGGAGGAGCGACUGUGAGGCUGAGUGAAGAAACCCCUUAAUCUCUCUGGCCGGUGUCGCAAAACGGCACACUUACUGAGAAGAAGAGUUAUCACAAAGCCGCUAUAUCAUUUUUAUUUCAUCUGAUUAAUUUUUGCGUAUAUAUAAUAUAUACACACAUUAUUAAGCCAUGACAAAUAAGUCUGUUCCUAUAUUCUGCAAAUUUGUAGUUACUCUUGAUUUGGAGAUAAUAGUACCGGUGUACAAUUUUGCUAUAUUUAAAUGAAAUAAUUGUUAUAUGAUGAAUAGCAGUGUAUUAUGAAAAGUGUAGAAUAUUAAAAAUACUGGAAAAUU